This is a messenger RNA of Acanthaster planci (crown-of-thorns starfish), 3110 nucleotides long. RefSeq names its product partner of bursicon-like. The record is from RefSeq and is a predicted model, not a curated record. Gene Ontology annotation, cellular component: extracellular region; bursicon neuropeptide hormone complex. Gene Ontology annotation, biological process: G protein-coupled receptor signaling pathway. NCBI's taxonomy places the organism in Eukaryota, Metazoa, Echinodermata, Asteroidea, Valvatida, Acanthasteridae. Gene Ontology annotation, molecular function: neuropeptide hormone activity; G protein-coupled receptor binding.
CCACUGCGUCACUUAUUAGACCACUGAACCCCACACGCAAGGUAAUUGGCGGUGCCCACUGCAUGCGCUGCUGUCCGUUUGGGUUACUGGACUCGUAUUGACUAUACACGAGCUUUCGCAUGGGCUGAUCAGAGAUCGAGAAUGCACACGCGGCCAACGUGGACACGAAGGGCCACGGACUGACUCGCGAAGAUUUAUCACCCCACCCACAGAACGAUCGAACCCGCCGAAUUUGAAACUACCGACGGCAUCCGCGACGCUCGCCAUAUUACUAUAGGCCUACUACGUUCAAACGUUAUCUGAACUCGCUUGACUGCACCGGUUUCGUUUAUCUGUUCGCACCUGCGGUCGAAUUUCUCAUCCAUUAGAGACACACUAUGAGAAGAGGCAAACUCGAACUGGCAUCGGUCCACAGUCUGAAGUGUUAAGAUUUCACCAUCGCGUUUGGGGGUAAGGACGGUUCACAAGUCAGGAUCAUAAUUAGUAACAACGUUGAGAGAUUUCCGAAAUCUUGGGGCGUAGAAUUGCCUCUGGAAAGCGGCUCUGGAAGGAACAAGCCCGAAAAUGACACUGCCUUCAAAUGGCUGUAGACAACAGAAAGAGGUCCUCAACCUGUUCAACAUGGCUCCCCUGAACUAUCCCACGGCCGCCGUCCUCCUGCUGUGCUGCGCCCUGUGCCUGGAUCUGCUCCCGCAGAAAGUCAGCGGCGGGAGAGGGGCGCCGGUAAGCACGUGUGCGGCGGGGGUCCGCUCGAUCGGAGUCCAGGAGGAGUUCCUAGACGAAGACCGAGGGGAGGUGGUCUACUGCAGGGGGACAGCCACCGUCAGGCAUUGCGAAGGGCAGUGCAUUUCCAAAUCUGUACCACGUCUUUCUGAAGCAACGGGAUUUCAUUUGAAUUGCACUUGCUGCCGAGAAGAAAGGUUGGUACCCCAGGAGAUGAUAUUGACCGACUGCUACGAUGUGUCUGGGAACGCUCUCAUGGGCCGAAGUUAUCCGGUGCACAUUCCGGAGCCAGACUCCUGCGGCUGCAAAAAAUGCACACUUUAACGCCGUAUACGUUAAUGCAGGAGAAACUCGCUACAGAAAAUGACCACGAUCUGCUCAUUUAUGAGAAAAAUCAGUUUUUUUCUUAGUUUCAGGCACUGUGAUAAAAUGUAUGCAGAGUUAGGUAGCUAAUCUGUCAGCUACCAGUCGACUUUUUCCCCGCGGUAAAAUUUGGUUUUCAACUCAAUGUUUAUACAGGCUUACAUCAAAACACAAGUUGACUGAGGCAUAUUUGGACUAAAUUUGCCAGAGUGCAAAAAGGGAGAUCUUGUUUAGCAUCACCAAGUGGCACAAUAUAAAAAACCCUCUUACUUGAAAGCUGAAAUUGAUUGCAGGGUAAAAGAUAUGCAUUUUGUCACAGCCAGUUGUGUUUGGAAAAGGAAAACAGAGAUGAAUGAAAAUAAAAAAAUAACAAAAUUAUACAGAAUGUAAACACAUUUGACGUCUAAAGCACAGGAAUUGAUGUUGCUGGAUGGAAAAAAGUUAUCACCUUUGAAGGAGAGAGGGUGCAUCCAUUUCACACCGAAACGAAUUUCGAACAUUACGAAACUGGGCGAGGGAUAAGCAGAUUGUAUGAAUAGUCUUUCGGGCGAAAACGGGCCAAUGUACCUCGAAUGAAGGAACGUAGUUAUACCGCAAAAUGUAUAUCACCGAACUGGUACAGAUUAGCCUCUGAAUGUCUAUCGUCUUUCCUGUAAUAUUUUUCUAACCCUACCGUUAUUUAUAGCUUAUUUAUUGUUUAUGAGAAAGGUAGACGUAAAGAAACUGUAGCGUAGCGUACAUAUUUAACUGGUAUUUAAGUGUAUUAAAAUUACAUAUUCAGUUUAUCGAAUCGUGUUGAUAAACUUGGGACUUGGGAAUAAAAGCAGCUUGAAAAGAUGAGAGAGAGAGACAGAGGGUAAAGAGAGAAUAGAUUAGGAGUGGACAACCUCUGUAUUGCAAAUGUAACCUGUUUGCCACGUUGGGUUGGGGUGUUCCUGGAUACGCGCCACUGAACUGUAACAAUAGGUGACCAACAUCUAUGACAAUAUGGAUGUACAGUUGGCUGUAAGGGACAUAUUUUUGACAUGACAUAUUGGACAUUUUUUGACAUUUUGGACAUGUUUAGAAACAAAUUGAAGCAAUACGAUUUCAAAACAGCCCGUCUGAGUUUGGGAGUCUGAAAAAGAUUGUCUACAAAUUUCAUGAUACAUUUCCAAAGAGUGACAAGAGAAGUGAAAUUCCAAACUUAACAUUUUGCACGAUGUGAUUUCUGAGAGAAGUGGGCAAUUUGAAAUAUUUCCAUCCCUGGUCAAGUGUGAUCCGACACCCAUCAGUCAACUUUUGCCCGGAACCCGGGAUUCCUUUUGAGGGUAGGUUAACCGGCAAAUACGGCUAGUAGUGGCUAACCGAUACUGAUUAAACUUGGGUGUCAGAGUGAGUGUCGUAGCGUUGAAAGAAGGCAUGGAAGAAACUGCGAACCAGGAACAUUUUGGUUGAGUGGACACACGAGGUGGAGGAAGGCGAACGGUCCAAACGGUGACAAGGGCGAAAACAAGGAAGAGUGUAAAGGUUUAUUAGAGAAAUGACAGAGGGGUGAAGUGCAGACAAUAAGCAAGAGUGUAAGAGGACAUGGAAACGAUUAAAGAAAUGGGACAGCGGAUUUCUGAGAGAGAUGAGAAAAGGGAAAAGAGAAAGGCGCAUGGUGGUGUUGAUGUGAAGAGGGAGGCAGAGAAGUAGAAAUAGGGAGAACGUACACAAUGCAUUUACCUAAACAUUCGUGUAGUUUUAACCUCGUACAAUUCAGAUUCAUAUUUUGCAUUUACAUUUUUGGCCGACGAGACGGUAAAUAGUCACUUCCUUUUAUUAUUAAAAAAUCCAUAUUUUUAUGUCAUAAUUCAUGCCACUUGACUGAUAUAGAAACGAAAGAGUGACCGUAGUUAGUUAUGGAAGGAUGGAACUUUUAGCAACCAUGUGGUAAGAGUAAAAGCUCUAAAUUAAAUGGAAAAUGUAAAUUUCUUCAGAGUAACAAAUAAAGCCUCCAGUAGGUGCACAGAACAAUGUCAAAUGACACCUACACAAUCACA